Parascedosporium putredinis is the source of this 1026-nucleotide messenger RNA. The record is from the annotation of a GenBank genome assembly. Lineage: Eukaryota; Fungi; Ascomycota; Sordariomycetes; Microascales; Microascaceae.
AUGAAGUUGACCCACGUUUUUGCCUUCAUCACCGCGAUACCUCUCGGUUUAGCGGCUGACAAGAGGGACAACAAGUAUUUCCAUGAGCCCGGUGGUGGCCAGCAUCUUGGCCAUUAUGACUCAAGAUAUUUCCGCGAACAAAUUGCCUACGAGGAGCACCGUCAUCUCCUCAGGCACCUCGUCCGCUCCUAUCUAGCCACACUCGACGAGAUAGGCGCCGAGACGUGGAUUGCCCACGGCACCCUCCUCGGAUGGUGGUGGAACGGCCAAAUUAUGCCUUGGGAUUACGAUCUGGAUGUUCAGAUGUCGACUGAUACUCUUCGCUUCCUCGGCUCCAAGUUCAACCGCACAGAGCACGUCUACAACUAUAUCGACGACAAGGGCGCUCCCCAAAAGAAGACUUACCUUCUCGACAUCAACCCCCACCACGUCGAUAUUGACCGUGGCGACGGACAGAAUAUUAUCGAUGCGCGCUGGAUCGAUAUGGAAAACGGCAUGUUCGUUGACAUUACAGGCCUGAUGGAGAGAGACCCGAACAACAAACCCGGUAUUUGGAGUUGCAAGAAUCACCACAAGUACAAGACUACCGAUCUAUUCCCCAUGCGAGUCACCGAGUUUGAGGGCGUCAAGGCCAUCGUCCCCUAUAACUUCGAGAAGAUUCUCAUCGACGAGUACGGCUCUAAAGCAAUGGCGUCGACCUCUUGGCUAGGACACGAAUGGAACCCCGAAAACAAGCAAUGGGCCAAGACCGAGGCUGAGAUCAAGAAGGAGCAGGAUGACGCCAAGAAGAAGAAAGAGGAGGAAGCAAAGAAGAAGGCCGACGAGGAAAAGAAGAAGGCUGAUGAGGCGAAGAAGAAGGCUGAUGAAGAAAAGGCCAAGAAGGCUGAGGAAGAGGAGAAGAAGAAGAAGGCCGAAGAGGCGAAGAAGAGCGAGGAAGAGGCGGCGAGGAGAGAGGCCGAGGAAGCAGAUGCGGAGAAGGAGCGAGCAAGCGAAAACGACCAAGCUUCCGAGCACGCCGAAGCCUAA